Molecule: messenger RNA, 614 nt
Organism: Cherax quadricarinatus
Lineage: Eukaryota; Metazoa; Arthropoda; Malacostraca; Decapoda; Parastacidae
Product: cuticle protein 7
Cellular component (GO): extracellular matrix
Source: RefSeq, a predicted model, not a curated record
CAGUUCUAACCUUCGUCUGCUCCCAACAUGUCCGUCAAGGCUAUAAUUGUUACCACUUUCGUGGUAGUCACUGUAGCUCGCCCUAAUCCUCUCCCCGAUGAAGCUCCGGCCAACGGGUAUUCUCUCCCUCCACCUCCACCUCCACCUCCACCUCCACCUCCAACAUAUGGUCAGCCCAGCCCCCCAUUUGAGCCUCCUGCAAAGUACGACUUCGACUGGUUAGUAAAGGACGACGAAUCCGGCAACGACUUCGGUCACCAGGAAACCCGUGAUGGACCCCAUACCCAGGGUAGCUAUUAUGUACUACUUGCUGACGGUCGUGUGCAGAAGGUGACUUACACUGUCGAUGGUGAAGGUGGUUAUAUUGCCGUGGUGGCGUAUGAAGGUGAGGCCAAGCCUCCUGCACCCGUCUACACCCCAUCUCCUCCUGUCUACGGCUAAAUAAGCAAUCAUAACUCAACUGUAACCCACGAGGGCAAGUCCAAAUCCCAUAAAUUUACCCUGAUCUCUUACAUAGCAGCACUUACACCCAAAAGUGAGGUCAACUGUUGCCUUUAAGUUUGAUUGAUUCUAUUUAUUGGUAUGGUAGUAAUCACUGUAAAUGAAUAAUAAAU